AUGUCUAUAAUUCCACACUUUUUCGACGAGAGACCUCUAAGACUCAUGGAAAGGGAAAUAUUUUCGCCAAGCAUGAUCCCGAACUUCCACCAGACACUCGUUCCUCAUAAUUUCUUGCGGAAUUCUCCAUUCCGGCAAUGGGAAGAUAUGUACAGACAGAUGGAGCAGCUUACGUCUGUUAUGAAUCAAAUGGCGAUGGAAGGUACCAAGAUAUCUUCAGAUUCAGAGAAGUUCCAGGUCAAUGUAGACGUCCAACACUUUGCCCCUGAGGAAAUUUCAGUGAAGGUCGUCGACAAACAUGUUACUGUUGAAGGCAAGCACGAAGAGAAGCAGGACGAACAUGGCUACGUUUCCCGGCGGUUCAUCCGUAGAUAUCCUUUACCUCAAGGAUGUUUACCAGACACUGUGCAGUCUAAAUUAUCCACUGAUGGUGUAUUAACAAUCACAGCUCCAAAGGUCUUGGCUAUGCCUUCAACUGGCGAAAGAAUUGUACCAAUCACACCAACGGGACCCAUCAAAAAACAAAUUGGAUCACCUAAUGAUGAACCAUCGAAGGUUGAAGAAAAUUAA
Molecule: messenger RNA, 570 nt
Organism: Pieris macdunnoughi
Lineage: Eukaryota; Metazoa; Arthropoda; Insecta; Lepidoptera; Pieridae
Source: the annotation of a GenBank genome assembly